AUGCUUCAGAAAGUAAUUGCGUUUGUGAUACUAUUGUAUCUAAUCGAUGUCACUUCUUGCCAAGAGGGAAUCUGGAACUUGAGUUUGACUCACAUGGAGUAUAAUGGAAGAACGUAUUGUCGUCCGAAGAGCGACAAAAUGGAUUAUCGCGUCGCGAUGGUCACUCGCGAGAAUUUUAAAUGGGAUUGCAAGAAUAUCGCAUAUACGAUUUUCUAUAUGAUCCACUGGUCCGAAAGUGAAAUCAAUUCGCUGUUGUCAAAAGUCGAAUAUCUAUAUUAUGUCAAGAUUUAUAUUGAAAGUACGAUGGCGGUGAAAAUCGAUUUCUCAUCGCUUCGAGAAAUUGAUGGAGUGCUACUUGAAAUUAAAUACGGCUCGAAAUUGAGGACGAUCGAUUUUCGGAGAGAUGGUCUCACAGUCAAAAAAUCUGAAUUGUAUGCAUUCGCACUGCCAUUAUUGAACGAUGAGAAUUUGGCGUUGUUGAAACGUUAUUGCGGCGACGGGGAUUGCGAGCACGCGAGAGAGACGAAAAUAAAUAUGUGGCGUCGAAAGGAUAAAAAAAACGGGCUCGAGUGGUGCUGGUUCCAUUCGCCCGGCGUCCACAAAGCCACCUUCUACAAACCGCAUCCAUAUUUGACGUCGUGCAAGCGAAUCUUCAAUGCGAAAAUUUAUAUGGUCGGCUGGCCGGUUGCCGAAAUCGAGAAGGUACUUAAAAACAUCGAAGCCGGCUCAUUUUUGGUCGUCUUCAUUGCUCGCACCGACGUUGAGGUCCUCGAUGUCACCUCGACCGUUUAUGUCGAUGCCUAUCAUUUCUAUAUGUUGGACAAUCCGAAGCUCAAAGACGUUUAUUUCUCGGAUGUUAUUCGGAACACGGAGAAGUUCCGUUCAGGAUUUACUGUGCUAUCAUUCAAUAAUCCAAAAAUGAGCUACAAGAGCAAUGAAUAUCUCAAACUAUUCUGCGAUUAUGCGUGUUUAAUGGAAGAUGUCAAUUUGAAGCCUACGCCACCAACGACGACGCCGAAGAUUCCAACGCAGCAGCCGUUGAUCGUCGCCACCGAACCGAUGCCCUCAAAGGAGAUGAUGAUACCCAAUUUGCAGUGGAUGAUCGGCCAAGAAGAUCAAUCAAUUCCAGUUACAGAAGUACAUGAGGAAUCAGUGGAGACGACGACGGAGUCGAUUGAUGAGCAUUCGCAUGCCACCUCAUCCUCGAUUCUUCUAAUUCCAGCAAUUUUGCUGGUCAUUCUUCUUGGAGAUUUUUAA
Molecule: messenger RNA, 1257 nt
Organism: Caenorhabditis bovis
Lineage: Eukaryota; Metazoa; Nematoda; Chromadorea; Rhabditida; Rhabditidae
Source: the annotation of a GenBank genome assembly